ACUAUCUGUCAAACAGUUUUCAUUCAUCGUGUUGAAAUGAUCACAACUUGAAAGUAUUGUUUGAUACCGAUUGAAUUACUGUUAUUUCUGAUAAUAUCUGCGCAGUGUGCGUCGUACUGUGCAGGGGAUAUCAGUUCCUAUACCGCGCUAUGAAAACGAACAAAGCGGUUGAGAAUGUGGAGAUCACACCAUCUAAAAAGAAACUGACACAGGCUCGCUUGCCUUUCAAGCUUAUUAGCGAAGAUGCUUCAACCCCGGUAGCUCCUCCCACGAGGAAGAGGAAGCUCUCUGUCGAUGGAACCGAACCAGCCCCUAAGGGUAAGAUCUGCAAGGAAAAUAACGAACUUGACGACUUGGUAGUUAUUAGUGAUGACGAGUGUAAAGACAACCAGAAACUGGAAAAGGAGGCUAAGGUGAUGAAUCCGUUCGUUAAGCUCGUCGAUACCGCUCGGAAAAAGAAGUUACAGAAAGCAAAGACUCCUAAAAAACGUAAAAGUAGGAAAAGUACAUCAAAACAGAUUGAAUCUACUGAAACCAAAAAUGAAACUGAACAAGGAGAUGCCGACGAUGUUGAAAUGAUGGACGUAGACACUGAGAACCAGGAGCAAACUGGAAAUGAGCAGAAAUCUCCUAAGGCCAGUCCUAAAUCCAAAAAGACUGAAAUAGAGACGAACAACAAAGCUUCUAAUGAUGAUCUGAAUGAUGUUGUGGAACUUGAGGACUCAAAUGACUGUACUGACGUUCAAAAACCAAAUGAAACAGAAAAAGAAUCAGAUAUUAACACUGAAGUCAAAGAAGCAGCUCCAGUCACUCCUAGAACUACAAGAAAAUCAAUGUCUGAAACAGACACAGAAAAAUCAAAUGAAUCGGAACCAGCUCCAAAGACUCCUGUCCGCAAAGCUAAGGACGGUAAAGACAAGGCCAACACAUCAUUACCGGCCAAGUUGAAUGAGUCUGUAUCCAGCCCAUCAACCCCAAAACGCAGCAGUAGGAGUUCAUCUGUCACAAAUAGCCUAAAUGAUUCAGUUAGCGAGUCUGCCAGCACACCGGCGGCCAACUUAACUCCAAAACAAAUGCAAAAGAAAUUAGAAUCAGCUAAGAAGCGGGAAGAGCGUGAAAAAGACAAGCAAGAGCGUGAAAAGAAGCGACAGGAGGAAAAGGAAGAAAAGGCUAGACAGAGACAGGAGAAGGAUGAUGCCAAGAAGAGGGAGCGAGAGGAAAAGGAGGAGCAGAAACGAAAGGAAAAAGAAGAAAAAGAGAAACAGAAGGAGCUAGAAAAGAAACUCAGAGAAGAAAAGGAAGAACAAAAGAAAAAAGAGCGGGAAGAGAAAGAAGAACAAAGACGCAAAGAAAAGGAGGCCAGAGACGAGGAAAAACGCAAAAAACAGGAAGCGCUAGAACUUGAGAAACAGGAACAGGAACUUAAGAAGAAAAAAGCGGCAGAGGCGUUUGUUAACUUCUUUGUACCAAAACAGAAGGAAAAAGAGCCUAAAGCUAUAGUUAGCCAGAACAGUAUUCUAUCAAGUUUUACUAUAAAAGCUGAUAUGAGAUUAGCUCCAUUAAUACGAGUGGAACUCUCCGAUAUGCAGAAAAUAGAUAUGGAUAAGUUAAUAAGUGAUCAAAAGUUGGUUGAAAAGGAUCUUUAUUUGAAGAAUUUGAAGAAGGAAGGUGUUAAAAUAGGACGUAGCGGAAAGACUUGGCCGCUGACUGAUAAAGAAGAAGAUGAUGAUGUUAUGAUUGUUGAGGACGAGUUGCCGGCAAUAGAGGGCGCUGAGGAAGUACUGGCUUGCGAGGAAGCUACGAGAGAAAAGCUUCGUCCAAAGCUGUUCAGCUUCCACGAGAAUAAGAGACCGCCUUAUUGGGGCACUUGGAGGAAGAAGAGCGCCUUCGUCACAGCUAGGAGACCUUUCGGACAAGAGAAACAACUCGACUACGACGUAGACAGCGAUGAAGAUUGGGAAGAAGAACAAGAAGGCGAGAGUCUCGACGGCAGCGUGGCCGGCGACGACGACGAGCCUGAUGAUGAUUACGAGGUCGACAACGAGGUGUUCGUGCCGCACGGGUAUCUCAGCGACGAGGAAGCCACAAUGGACGAGGAAGAAGACAAAGACAACGUCCUUUCCCUUUCCCCCGAAACGCAAAAGGCGCGGCUCAAAAACCUAGAAGACGAAUUCGAGUCCGAAAUGAAAAAACCAACAGAAAAACUCAAACCCAGGCUCUAUGGUCUAAUAUGGGAAACGAAAGAUGGCGGCAAACCGGAAAAAUGCAUCGAUGCUCUAUGGAAUUACUUCGGAAAAUUGUCUAUGAUCAUGGAUGACGCAGUAAUUGACAGUUUAUUACAACCACCGUCAGAGCCACAGGAGCCAGAAAAGAAAAAAGUUAAAAAGAAGAAAUUAGCCGAAGGAGAGCAACAGAGCCCUAAAAGUGAGAAAAAGAAAAAGGCCAAACCAGAAAAGAAAGAAACUAAGAAAGCUAAGUCUGAGCCGAAACAGGAAACUAAGAAAAAUCAGCCUGGUAUUAACUCGUUUUUAAAUAAAUUAAAAUCGACGUAAAAUUUUAGAGUUAAGAGGAAAGGGGACGGCCGCUUCUCCAUACAAACGUAGUCCCCAUUUUCCUCUGGAUAUUAUGGAAAAUAUUUUUACAUAAUUUGAUGUAUAUUAACCAUAGCUUUGAGUUUUUAACGUUUGACUUUUUUCGAUUUUUUGAUUAUUGUAAAAAUAAGGAGCAGAAAACAGAUUUUAUGCAAAUUUUUAAAUGCCCCUAACUCCAAUUUAAAAUUCGAAAAAAUAUCAAACGUAGGGGCAUUCCUGUAGUUGUUAUACAACAAAUGAGGGCUAUCGUUUUUUUGCUCACCAGUUGGCGCCUCUGUUGAUGGUGGUCCAAAACACUAAUGAACAGCUGUCAGUCAUUGAAGUGACAUUUGACAUUUCGAACUAUGGAAAAGACCACCAUCUACACUAGCGCCCCUAGCGGCGAAUUCAUACGCGUUAGCCCUCAUUGUGUCAAAAUAUUUUCAAUCAUGUUAAUAUCCAGAGGACUUCCGGUUCGAGCGCCAUCUUGAUAGUUAGCAUCGUGAUUAAUUACUUUGUUUUUUGCUCAUUAAUAUUGUUUAAAGUGUAAUAUCGACAGCUUAUUAUACAGUAAACUAAUGUGGUAGUGUGCAGUGAAUGGAGAAUUAAUUUUGAAGCGCGUUUAACCACCAUCUUGGAGUCAACGGCCGGUAGUCCACGUGCUUCUUGUAAAGUCUAGCUAUCGAUUUACAAGAGCUAACAAAUCACCGUACACCGUCUUGUACAACCGUACAAUUUUUGUCGUUUUUAAACCUCUUAAUACCUUGACACUGGCGAAAUAGUCCCACUGGACUGAAGCCAUAAUUUUAAAAGAAGAAGAAGAAGAUAUCCAGAGAGGAAAAUGAGGACUAUGUUUGUAUGAAAAGGCUAUUUAGCACAGGUCCUUUCUUAAUCUGUGAAUGUGACCAGAGAUUAAUAAAAAAAGACUGCUAUUCAUUACACAGUGGCAUAAAUUUUUGUAAAAAAUAUUUUAAUGGUUUUAAAUAGGUAUUCGUUUCAUAAAUAUUUUGUAUGUCGCUAGGAGUUCACUUGCUUAUAACGCCGUCUAGUGAAGUGCAAGGUUUACAAGGUUUGAAUAUAGAAUUCAAACCUUCAACCCAGCUUCGCACGGAUAGUUCAACUAAUUUACACAAAACCUUUACAAAUUAUAUUUAUAAACCUUCCUCUUGAAUCACUCUAUCAAUUAAAAAAAACUGGCCAAGUGCGAGUCGGAUUAGCCCACCGAGGGUUCCGUACUUUUUAGUAUUUCCCAUCAUCAUCAUCCUGUCCAGGCCGGUUUCGGCCUCGGCGACUGGGUUUUUCUGGUUAGUGAGAGCGACGAUCGUGAGCUCUGUGAGAGCGAUAUAUUAUUCUGUUUUUAGUAUUUAUUGUUAUAGCGGCAACAGAAAUACAUCAUCUGUGAAAAUUUGAACUGUCUACCUAUCACGGUUGAUGAGAUAAAGCCUGGUGACAGACAGACGGACAGCGGAGUCUUAGUAAUAGGGUCCCGUUUUUACCCUUUGGGUACGGAACCCUAAAAACCGCAUCAAAAUCCGUUGCCUAGUUUUAAACUUUCGCGAUUAGAAUAUUAGUAUGGAUUAAUGAAACAUAUGUGAAGAUUAGCAAUCUUUUGUUUACUGGUCUCUGGUGUGUCUAUUUAUAAUUUAUAUUAUUCAGACAAGCAAGAUAUUGUGAACAGCAUUUAUUACGGAAUGAUUGUAGCUUACUUUUAUAUCAUUUAAUUCAUUCGUUAAGUAGCAUGGUAUAAUAAUAUACUCCGCUGGUACUCUCUUCCGAGACUCGCG
Cydia strobilella is the source of this 4354-nucleotide messenger RNA. Its product is annotated as chromatin assembly factor 1 subunit A-like. Lineage: Eukaryota; Metazoa; Arthropoda; Insecta; Lepidoptera; Tortricidae. Gene Ontology annotation, biological process: nucleosome assembly. Gene Ontology annotation, cellular component: nucleus; CAF-1 complex. The transcript has 6 exons. The coding region runs from base 150 to 2552 and encodes 800 amino acids. The record is from RefSeq and is a predicted model, not a curated record.